UCACGUCGGGGGCUUUCCCGUCUUCAGAGCCGAACUCAAGCUAACGGUAGGAAGGCGCAGUACGGCAGAGCGCUAAUGGUGACUGAAAGGGCGCUGACGUUAGCGAAGUUAGCGGUGUUUUAGAGUAUAACAUAGUGAGAAAUUGCGCCACAUAGCAACUUAAACGACUCCUCAGUUGGUACGCGUGGUUUGGUCUUCUUCGCUAGCUAAUGACAGCCAGCUAACCCAGCUAAUUCGCGUGUUAAUCGUCUCCGUGUUUACCGGGGCGUGAUUCUUAAAAACAAGCGCUCGUUCAAGUUCGAGCAGACUAACAACCACGGCUAAAGCUCGAGUUGGCAGCCUAACGUCUGAGUAACCAGCUAGAAGUCCAGCACACUUUCUGGAAAGACAUCGUUUAUCUUUAUUCGGAUAUUGUAAUCAUUGUAGCUAACCUAGGUGGGUCGGUAGCUUGAGUAACGUUAGCUGGCGCGGCAGCCAACAGCUUCGCCUCUCUGGAGAAAUGUCUAGCUUGUCUGUCCCAGCACAGGAGCAGGGCGAAGGAAAGGGAAAGCUGGAGGCUUCUGCACCACAAAAGAGCAUCAGUCAGGUUGUGGUGCCUGGACAGCAGCCGCAGACCGUCUUCGUGAUUCUGGAUUCAUCAGCCGAGUCUCUCAAUCUCAUCAGCGUGGAGCCUCUUUUACCUGAGUCUGGAAUUGUGGCCGAUAUCGAGGUGGACGGCAUCCUCACGUCCGAUUCGGACACUUUCUACCAGCUGAAGAGCCAGCCCAUCGCUCUCAGUGGCUCAGUUGCCCCCGCUGACCCUGUGGUGACCCCGGGUGCCUCAGCGAUGACGUCGCGGGUGCUGAUGAGGCAGGAGCUGAUGAGGCAGCAGGCUCAAGACCAGGAGAGAAGAGAAGCCCAGCAGCAAGCGUCCAGCGCUCAGCUCCGCCCCACUGACACCUCGCCUGCCAUUUCUGUAUCCUCUGCACUGCCGUCCGCCCGCUCCACGCCCACACAGGUCCCGGUGGAGGUGCUGAAGGUUCAGACUCACUUGGAGAACCCAACCAAGUACCACAUCCAGCAGGCUCAGAGGCAGCAGGUCAAACAGUACCUCUCCCACACCUUCGGCAAUAAGGCCAGUCAAACGCUGGCCAAGUCCCCUUCACCCCAGUCAGGCUCUGCCCCCGAACUGGCCCCCGCUGCCAGCAGCACUCCCAGCAGCCCCCUGGCUGUGCUCAGUCUGGGCUCAAAUAAAGAGGAGAUUGAAGAUGUUAUUGAUGACAUCAUCAGCCUGGAAUCCAGCUUAAAUGACGAGUGUAUGACGCUGAUCGACUGCGGCCUGCAGCUGCCCAGCACGCUGCCAGUCUCAGGAAACCUCCUGGAUGUGUACAGCAGUGCCGGGAUGGCCACGCCCACCAUCACCGUCAGCAACUCCUGUCCGGCAAACCUGCACAACGUGAAGAGAGAGCUGACAGGUGCUUCAGAGAGAGCUGGCAAUGCCGAGACUAAAGCUCUCAUUAAGGAACGGCAGAAAAAGGACAACCACAACCUCAUUGAGAGGCGGAGGAGAUUCAACAUUAAUGACCGCAUUAAGGAGCUGGGAGAUCUUGUUCCAAAGUCCAGUGACCCUGAGAUGCGCUGGAACAAGGGAACCAUCCUGAAGGCGUCGGUGGACUACAUCCGUAAACUGCAGAAGGAGCAGCAGAGGUCUAAAGAAAUGGAACUGAGGCAGAAGAAGCUGGAACACGCCAACCGCACACUGCUUCUCCGCAUACAGGAGUUGGAGAUGCAGGCUCGUCUCCAUGGCCUCCAGGGUUCAGAUGCCACCCUCAUGCAGCAGCAGCAGCAGCAUCAGCAGCAGAUCACGUCUCUGGACUCAGGCAACGAGCCCCUUUCUAAAACCAUCCUCACUCUGGGCGGGCCAGGGCUUAACCCAACCACCACCUCUACUUUACUCUCCCCUCCCCCUUCUGCCUCUCCUGUGGCCGGAGCCAUGACCAUCCCUCUUGACUUCGGAAAUCUUAGCUUCGGUGAGCUGGACGACCCCGGCUCUUCCAUGUUUAACUCCGCCCUAAUGGGGGACAUUGGCCUGGGGGAUAUUUUGAUGGACGAUGGAGGUGCACUGUCGCCAGUGGGGGGCGCCGACCCCCUGCUGUCUUCGGUCUCUCCCGGAGCCUCCAAGACCAGCAGUCGCAGAAGCAGUUUUAGCAUGGAGGAGGAUUUGUGACGGAUGUGAUUCGCAAAAGUUCGGUCUGCGGGACUGUUUUACCGAAAACCCAGCACUAACAAGCAGCCCAGCGUUUCCAUUCCUGCUUAUAUGCCUCAGAAAGUGGCCAGUAAGGGCCAAUGUAUCACAAGGUCAAUUCUUUUUAAUCAUAGUACUGUAAAAGACCCACACACAGUGUGGCUUGCGAUUCACUGCUGAGAUAAGAGACGCUUCACUCCGUAGUUUUUACCUCGUUGAAUUAGAGGUACUGGGGUUUAGAAGAGUUGGUAGGAGCGAAGUAGCAAGAUGAGCCACGAUUUUUUAACAGGACGUAUGAUGCAAGUAGAUGUAUAUAUGGUAGAGUUUAAAAUUAGGGAUGACAAUAAGCACCUCUUUUAUGAUUUUGUGUUUAUUGUACUGUUAUAGAAGCAGUGAUAGGCUAUAGUUCUGAGCACACUGACCCAGAUUUUGCCACCAAACACAAAUAUUAUACAAGCUGACAGAGGGCUUUACAUCGUUUAUAAGAAGAACUGACAAUACUGAAGAUUUCAGCAGACACAAACUGUAAUGACCUGGCAAAGCUGUGUUUGUUUUUCUGUCGUGUUUGAGGUAGAAUUGGUGGCUCUGCGAGGCCAGGGCUCAAACAGUCUGGAGUUUGAGGCUCAUCAGUCUUUUUUUUAGUGAAACAAAAGAAGACGAAUGUCCAAAAAAACAGAUGCAUCAUUGUAGAUCAGUUUCUACCUUCAGAUCAUCUCUCACUAUAUCACAUAGCUCAUAAUUUCAAAGGGAUAGUAGCGCUCUGCUCUUCUGUUUUGUGUUUAUUUGCAUAUGUUUCUGCUUUUGUAUGAAUUGGUGUAAAUCAUGUUUAUAUAAGGAGGCAAUGAGCCUGUAAGGACACUCUUUUAAACGUCCCUCAGGAAAAAUGAACUGAUAGAACGUCACGCAUCCUGUUCAUAUUUGUGUCCAUUUCCUGCUGGGCAUGUUUUUCACCCCCUCUGUGGAACUAAUGAUGACGAUAAUGGAGUCUUUUAAAGCUUGUUUCUGUUUCUGAAGUUGAAGUGAGAGUGACUGAGCUGCUGCUCUGAUUACUGUCCACUGUCAGAUGGCUCCCUGGGGGCUGGGGACACCAAGGCCAUGAAAGCCUGGUGUUUUAUUUGAUGUUUGAUUUACUGAUAUAAAUGUUCUCUUUUAAA
Molecule: messenger RNA, 3378 nt
Organism: Colossoma macropomum (tambaqui)
Lineage: Eukaryota; Metazoa; Chordata; Actinopteri; Characiformes; Serrasalmidae
Gene: tfe3a
Product: transcription factor binding to IGHM enhancer 3a
Exons: 10
Coding region: 500-2206 (568 amino acids)
Biological process (GO): regulation of transcription by RNA polymerase II
Cellular component (GO): nucleus
Molecular function (GO): protein dimerization activity; RNA polymerase II cis-regulatory region sequence-specific DNA binding; DNA-binding transcription factor activity, RNA polymerase II-specific
Source: RefSeq, a predicted model, not a curated record